AUGCUGUCCGAUCGGUCUACCUCUUCUGCACUGCGUCUCUGCCCGAGCUUCCACAUGUCUACUUCUUUAUCAGGAGAGUUUAUCUUUGUCGUAUAUCCCACUAAAAAGCCUGAUCCCACACCCUAUCAGCCAGAGUGGCUGCCAGGGUAUCUCUCAGUUUGCUGGCCCGUAGGUGAAUCCGGGUUUCUAUCCGGCUGUUGCCUGCUGGUUGGCCGGCCUGACUAUCCAUCCAGUGGCAUGACGCCGCCCUCGUCGCCAUUAAGUCAAGGGUCCAUCCGCAUGCUCCCCUCCUGCCCACACAGGCAGAUAUUCUCUACCGAUCAGCGUGCCUGUAUUCGCGUGCCUGAAAUCCAGGUAGCCGCAUUGAUUAGCCGGGUGCUUGUUAGCGAAUAA
Protopolystoma xenopodis is the source of this 393-nucleotide messenger RNA. The record is from the annotation of a GenBank genome assembly. NCBI's taxonomy places the organism in Eukaryota, Metazoa, Platyhelminthes, Monogenea, Polystomatidea, Polystomatidae.